Lactuca virosa is the source of this 1257-nucleotide messenger RNA. NCBI's taxonomy places the organism in Eukaryota, Viridiplantae, Streptophyta, Magnoliopsida, Asterales, Asteraceae. The record is from the annotation of a GenBank genome assembly.
AUGUUUCCGGGAAAGAGAAAUGACCAUCAGACUCAUCAGAAGCUGUGGAGAAGAUCAGAUGCCCUAGUGAAAGGUUGGGUUCUUGGUUCCCUCUCUAAAGAAACACUCGGGCAGGUUGUGAAUCGUCUGAUCAGAGGAAAACUCCAUCAAGAUGAUUUCAGUGCAAAAGAUGUUUGGGAUGAACUGCAGACUAUUUUCGCUCCUGUUGUUGUUCCAAAACUGCAUGUUGUUGAAGAUACACUAGAAGAUAAAGACAGAGCAUUGGAUCUCCGGAGAUUCUGCCAUUCUACUCAACAAGGAGUUUUGCAGUGGAUCGAAGAAAUAUUGAGGGAGGGAAGGGUUACUGUGAUAGACAAAAUCACGAAUAAUGGCAACACUGCGCUUCAUGUAGCAUUCGGUAGUUCCAAGAAGCUGGAAUUCCUAGAGAAAUUGUUGGAAAAGAUACUGGAGAACACACAACUCAUGGAUCUAAGAAAUUCAGAUGGAAGCACGCUGCUUCAUGUUGCUGCUAUUACUGGCAACACAGAAGCUGUUGGCAUAUUGGUGGCAAGAAACCCAGAGUUGUUGUUCGCUAAAGACAACAAGGAUCUGACACCACUAGCCUUGGCUCUUUCUAAUAUGCACAAAGAAACAGCCCGACAUCUGCUCCAACACAUCAAUAAUACUAAUGAUGAUGCUCAGAAGGAUGCUCUGUUUUCUGGCACAACUGGUGAUGGCCUUCUAGUUACUGCUAUUUCCUCCAAAGAUUUCCACCUUGCAAGAGAUAUGUUGGAGCAUUACAAAUCAUUGCAUAGUGAUGCUGUGCUGAUGUCUAUAGCUCAAAAUUUCGCACGCAAAGUCAAAGUAUUUGAAAGAUAUGCAGGGACUGAUAAAUUACUUGAGAGAGCAGAAAGUUUUCCUCCAUGGGUUUUGAUGUGGAUAAUCCUCCCAUUCGUUUGUGUGGCUGACUACGUCAUUAUGCUAUUCCUGAAAAUGCUUAUGAAGUUAGUGUUUCCAUUCAUUAAAGAGAGACUUCGAAUUCAUUUACAUGCUAUGUACCUGUUGAGGGAAGUAUGUGUUGGUUUAAACUUCUUAAACAAUGAUAAUUUGCUUGCUUUAAUCUGCUAUUAUGAAUCAAAACAAAGCAGGAAGAAAGCAAAACAAACAAAGAAGGACAAUAGACAGCAAGGGAAAAAAACGUGCUGGGAAAAAAUAUGGAGCAAGGAGAAAACUUUUUUAAUGCUUAAGGCUCAAGUUCUUCAUCAAAGAAAAAAGUAA